Vombatus ursinus (common wombat) is the source of this 1235-nucleotide messenger RNA. Its product is annotated as band 4.1-like protein 5. The record is from RefSeq and is a predicted model, not a curated record. Lineage: Eukaryota; Metazoa; Chordata; Mammalia; Diprotodontia; Vombatidae. The transcript is spliced from 9 exons. Bases 1 to 873 code for a protein of 290 amino acids.
AUGUGCCCAGCUGUGGCAUUUCUAGGUCAAAUGGUGGAUGUUUUUGUUAGUUUCUUGCCUCUGACUGAUUUAUUAGACAACACAGAGCUGUUACAAACAGCUGAUGAGGAGGCCAAGGGAGUGCCUGGAACCCUGGGAAUAUCUGUGGCCCCUGAGGAAAUCAGUAUGGCUGCUAUUGAGCUUGGCGUCAAGGAAGCUAAUGUUGAGUCCAGUGAAUUCAAGGAUUCCUCUAUGAAGCUCAAACUGCUUGAGAUUGAGAACUGUUCCUCGUCAUCUGCUAAACCCAAUAUCAACAUUAACGUGAACAAACAGGAAGAAGUUGUGAAGUUGACAGAAAAAUGUCUUAAUAAUGUCAUUGAGAGUCCUGGAUUACCUUCUUUGAGGAUUCCUCCAGACAUCAAGAGCAAUAUCCUGAAGGCUCAAGUGGAAGCGGUUCAUAAGGUCACGAGAGAGGAUGAUACAUUGAGUCAAAAAAACUCCAAUGUUCAAGAUAAUGUUUUCAGCAAUGUGUUAAAAGAAGAUAACAAAAUUCUUAGUCCAGAAAACACAGUGAUUCCCACGCAUCCAAAUGCUGUGGAAGAUAACUCUGUUCUAAAGAGUGCCACUGAUGAGUUGGAUGCCCUGCUGUCAUCAUUAACAGAGAAUCUGAUUGAUUUAACUGCUGUACCUCCGCAGACCAGGACUCUUUCCAAUGGGAUCUCAGGGAAUGAAGUGCCUGUGGAAAGAAAAGAGGAAUGUGGUGACCCAGAAGUGCUCUCCUUGAUCGCCCAGCCAGGGCCCUUCCUCGUUGAUGCUGUGACCACCUCUGUCCCGGGCCUGGCUGAAGAAGCCUUGAGGAAGCAGCGCAAAUGUUUGCUCACGACAGAGCUGUGAGCUUGUGCUCGCCCAUGCCCUGUCACUGGGAUGCUUGGCCCUGCCCAGAAGCCCGUCCUGGAACUACACCUUGGCUGUAAAAUGUGUUGUACUUCCUUCUUGGGGACCCAAGGAGCUCAGCUUUCCUUUGUGGGUUCGCCAGGGAGUCAAAAAACACCAUUCUGACUUAGCUUCUCUACAAGAAAGCAAAAAAGUGUAGAGACCCCGGGCAGUUAUCAUCACUGUCUCUACUGAUAAGGCCCAUCACUCAGAUAUGUCCACCCACACAGGGACCUUUGUUCUCUCUCUUUGUAACUUCCCAGACUUUCCAUGGGGAAAUAUUCUCAGUGGAAUUGCUGACUGGAGGAAAAAAAAAAAAAAAA